Messenger RNA from Alternaria infectoria, 2286 nucleotides. RefSeq lists its product as uncharacterized. The record is from RefSeq and is a predicted model, not a curated record. Gene Ontology annotation, biological process: mismatch repair; chiasma assembly. Gene Ontology annotation, molecular function: ATP-dependent DNA damage sensor activity; ATP binding; mismatched DNA binding. Gene Ontology annotation, cellular component: nucleus. Lineage: Eukaryota; Fungi; Ascomycota; Dothideomycetes; Pleosporales; Pleosporaceae. The coding region runs from base 1 to 2286 and encodes 761 amino acids. The transcript has 8 exons.
AUGGCCGUUGAUAUGACACCACGUGGUACAGUAGGAUGUUGCUAUUACGUCGCAAGAGAGGAGAAGCUGUACUUCAUGGAAGAUAUACAAUGCGGCGACGUUGAUGUUAUCGACUCCCUGAGAACAUUCAUCGAGCCUACCGUUGUCCUGGUAUCGACAAAGAUUGACGACAAAGUCAUCGAACGGUUCGAUCCAGAGGCCAGGAGCGACUCCGCAAGCAGCGACAACGACCAGUUUCGCCUUCCAUUCCUGCUGGAGGUGAGGCCACCCAAUGAGUUCUUCUACGAUGCUGCAAAGAGCAAGCUUGUCAGCCUCCGCCUGGGUGACGAGAGUGGUACUCGUGUCAGUUUCAACAUACCUGGAGAACUUGCGUCAAUGAACCAUCUGGACGAAGAAGGCACGUUAGGCCAGCAAGGACAACUGCUCCGGCUAGCAGGAUGGAUUGACCUUGACAGCCGUUCAACGGUCGGCUGCGCUGGAGCACUUAUAUCGUAUCUUCAACGCCGACGCGCUGCAGCGUAUCUUCCUGGCGAUCGCUCAGCCUAUCUCAUGUUCCGUAUCACAACACUGGAAAUGUUCAGCCUUCGAGAGACCAUGUUCAUCAACGCAGAUACCCUUCACUCCUUACAAAUUAUGGGUGCCGAAUCACAUCCGCACUCGCACAACAAAGGGCCGACCAAAGCCAGCUCCGGCGAAAAGGAAGGGCUCUCUGUGUAUGGGCUAUUUCACCAUCUCGCUCGAACACCACAAGGAAGGUUCCUGCUUCGGCAACAGUUCCUGCGCCCUAGCCUCAACAUCGACAUCAUCAACGAGAGGCUGAGUACGAUAGGGGUCUUCGUUCGCCCAGACAACGAUCCCGCAGUACAGGCACUUGUACAGAAUCUCAAGAAUGUCAGCAACAUGCGUGCCAUGAUGGUCAACCUGAGAAAGGGCUUUGCAUUCCAUGCACUCAAGAUCAAAGACACAUUACAGGAUGUUCUCGGUGGUGAAAGCUUAGCUAUCAGGAACAAGGUGUUCGAGAAAUUUGAAGGCUACCACCUGGCCCAGAUCGGAAGGAAGAUCAGUGAGACCAUCGACUUGGCCAGUUCGGCAGAAGAAGGUCGGGCUGUCAUCAUGCCUGGCGUUGACGACGAGCUGGAUCAGAUGAAAAGGACUCUAGACAGUCUUGACGACUUCCUCAACCGAGUAGCGCGAAAGCUGUCUGAGAAGAUGCCCUCUGACAUUCGCGCCACCCUGAAUGUCAUCUACUUUCCGCAAAUCGGGUUCCUCUGCACCACUCCCGUCAAUGAACUAAGUGGAGACGCCGUCUACCAAGGCACCUUCGACAGUCCUUGGGAGAGGAUGUUUGCCACUGAAGAGCAGGUCUACUUUAAGAACAGCGAAACCCGAGAGAUGGAUGAUCACUUUGGCGACGUGUACGGCAUCAUCUCAGAUCGCGAAAUCGAGAUUAGCCACGAGCUCGCGCAGUAUCUACUUCAAUAUGAAGAUCUGCUGACAUCUUGUUCGGACGUAUGUGGAGAGCUUGACAGCCUUCUUGCAUUAGCACAAGGCGCGAAGAUCUAUAAGCUUUGUCGCCCUCGGAUGACCAACGACAAUGUCAUACGUAUCAAGGGAGGCCGCCAUAUUCUGCAAGAGCUCACAGUAUCAUCCUUUGUUGCGAACGAUACGACCUUAAGAGGCGGGGAGGGUGAUGGAGCUUCGGAGGAAGACGUCGAUGAAAGCUAUGGUACCGGUACCCAACCGAUUACGAGCUCUGCAAGUCGCCAUACCUACGCGCAUAAAGAUAGCGCAAGCAUGCUUGUCUUGACCGGGCCCAACUAUUCAGGCAAAAGCGUGUACCUGAAGCAGGUCGCGCUCAUCGUAUACAUGGCUCACGUUGGAUGUUUCGUCCCAGCAGAUAGCGCAAAGAUUGGGCUGACGGACAAGAUCCUUUCCAGGGUGACGACGCGCGAGACAGUGUCUCGUGUCCAGAGCGCUUUCAUGAUAGACCUACAGCAGAUAUCCCUCGCACUGAGCUUGGCGACCCGCCGCAGCUUGCUUAUCAUUGAUGAGUUUGGCAAGGGAACUGAGUCUAGUGAUGGCGCUGGUCUGGCAUGCGCAGUCAUGGAGUACCUGCUGAGUCUGGGGUCUGAGCGACCAAAGGUCAUUGGUGCUACGCAUUUCCAUGAAAUCUUUGAAAUGGACCUGCUUAAGCCGAGACCCGCUCUUGCAUUCGGGCAUAUGGAAGUACGUAUCGAUGCCGAUGCUUCGGAAGUCAACGAGCAGAUAACAUAUCUCUACAAGUAA